Messenger RNA from Mesorhabditis belari, 552 nucleotides. The record is from the annotation of a GenBank genome assembly. Lineage: Eukaryota; Metazoa; Nematoda; Chromadorea; Rhabditida; Rhabditidae.
AUGGAUCAAGCGGAAGCCAAACGUUAUGAAGAAUUCAAAAAAUUGAUUGCAAUGGAUAAAGCGGAAAUCAAACGUUAUGAAGAAUUGCUUGUGACAAAGCCGAUUUCGGAGAUUGAGGUUGUUGUGAAAGCCGUUCCCACGGAGACCGAUUUUCUCAUUUUCGAAUCAACUGAUCGAGAGUUUCCGUAUCAUCCUCAUGGUUUUGAUUCGAUGUAUUGCGGCCAAAAGUAUCUUCAGCUGGGAGUAGAUGUAAUGAGACAACCUUUUUGGAAAGAGGGGAUAGUUUCAAAGAAGCGCGCUGGCCAUUUUCUUGGUACUUCGCAUGGAGAAUCUGGCGAUUCGGGUUCUGGUAUCUUCGAUAUGACCGGCCGUUUCAUCGGAAUCUCAGUCGCGAAGAGGGAUUUUGAUUUCAUGAAUCCGAAAGUUGUGAAUGGUUCAAAAAUUGAUUAUCGAGGAGUGGCUGAUCACCAUCCAUGGACGAAAAUCAUUGCAGGAGAGAUUAUUACUAACUAUCGUUUAGGGGCUCCGUCUCCCAAGAAGAUCCGGACCGUA